Ochotona princeps (American pika) is the source of this 1786-nucleotide messenger RNA. It is a transcript of the gene ZNF689, whose product is annotated as zinc finger protein 689. The coding region runs from base 35 to 1525 and encodes 496 amino acids. Gene Ontology annotation, biological process: regulation of DNA-templated transcription. Lineage: Eukaryota; Metazoa; Chordata; Mammalia; Lagomorpha; Ochotonidae. The record is from RefSeq and is a predicted model, not a curated record. The transcript is spliced from 3 exons.
AGAGGCCGUGGCGCAGGGGCUUCUCGGGGGGCCAAUGGCGCCGCCUUCGGCUCCUCUUUCCGGGUCGGGACCAGGAGAGGCCAAGGGCGCUCGGAGAAGGGGAAGGAGGCCGAGGGCCCUCAAGUUCGCGGACGUGGCCGUGUACUUCUCCCCGGAGGAGUGGGGGUGCCUGCGGCCCGCGCAGAGGGCCCUGUACCGGGACGUGAUGCGGGAGACCUACGGCCACCUGGGCGCGCUCGGGUGCGCAGGUCCUAAACCAGCCCUCAUCUCCUGGUUGGAACGCAAUACUGAGGACUGGGAACCGGCCGCCUUAGACCCGCAGGACUACCCGAGAGGGCUAAAAACCAGAACCCGAAAGAAGGCAGGGGAGAAGGAAGAAAUCCCACGCAAGGAAGCCCCCCGAAAGGGGAAGCGAGGGCGACGGCCCAGCAAACCCCGGCUUAUCCCCAGACAGACGUCCGGGGGCUCCAUCUGCCCAGACUGUGGCUGCACUUUCCCGGAUCGGCCAGCCCUGGAGAGCCACAAGUGCGCCCAGAAUCUGAAAAAGCCUUAUCCUUGCCCAGACUGUGGUCGCCGCUUCUCCUACCCAUCGCUGCUGGUCAGUCAUCGGCGGGCACACUCGGGCGAGUGCCCCUAUGUCUGUGACCAGUGUGGGAAACGUUUCUCCCAGCGCAAGAACCUGUCCCAGCACCAGGUCAUCCACACCGGCGAGAAGCCCUACCACUGCCCAGACUGCGGCCGCUGCUUCCGCCGGAGCCGCUCCCUGGCCAAUCACCGGACCACGCACACGGGCGAGAAGCCCCACCAGUGUCCGAGCUGCGGCCGCCGCUUCGCCUACCCAUCACUGCUGGCCAUCCACCAGCGCACACAUACGGGUGAAAAGCCCUACACCUGCCUGGAAUGUAACCGCCGCUUCCGCCAGCGCACGGCCCUGGUCAUUCACCAGCGCAUCCACACCGGCGAGAAGCCCUACCCGUGCCCGGACUGUGAGCGCCGCUUCUCGUCAUCCUCACGCCUGGUCAGCCACCGGCGCGUGCAUUCUGGCGAGCGGCCCUAUGCCUGCGAGCACUGUGAGGCCCGCUUUUCGCAGCGCAGCACUCUGCUCCAGCACCAGCUCCUGCACACGGGCGAGAAGCCCUACCCCUGCCCGGACUGCGGACGUGCCUUCCGGCGCAGCGGCUCGCUCGCCAUCCAUCGCAGCACGCACACGGAGGAGAAGCUGCACGCCUGUGAGGACUGCGGCCGCCGCUUCGCCUACCCGUCGCUGCUGGCCAGCCACCGGCGUGUGCACUCGGGCGAGCGGCCCUACGCCUGCGACCUGUGCGCCAAGCGCUUCGCACAGUGGAGCCACCUGGCGCAGCACCAGCUGCUGCACACCGGAGAGAAACCCUUUCCCUGCCUUGACUGUGGCCGGUGCUUCCGCCAGAGGUGGUCCCUGGCCGUGCAUAAGUGCAGCACCAAGGCCCCGGUCUGUAGCCCAAGAUCUGCCCUAGGCGGGCCUGGACAAAGGGACAAUGCCCUGUAGCUGAGGGUGGGGGCACAGAGGGCACCGACUGCCCUGGGUGUGUUUUCCCAUGAGGCCCAGUACUGGAGGAAGAACCCUAGCCGAGGAAGAAGGAGAAGCCGGUUUCCUGUUCCACAAAUGGGAACUUGGGCUGAUCCCGCCACGUGGGCUGCCUUACUGGGUGGGAAGAGGCCCGUUAGGAGAGGUGAGAUCAUGUGCCUGAAGGUCUCCCAGCUGCCCGAUCCUAUAGAGGCUUAUGCGUGUGGGCAUCAUUGCUCCUGG